GACAAGGAUGGAGAAAGUAAACAGGGCUGGUCCGGGUGCAGACGGACAAGAUAGAAGAUUCCGGGAACUUAAAAAAAAAAAAAUUCUUUGCAGCUUCUUCCUUUGUUUGGCUGCUGGGGAAGGACAGCUAUUGAAAGGAAAACGACUUCCAUGGCGUUUGGAGACCGGCUCCCGACUCAGGAUCGCUCCAGGGCCAAUAAUUUUGAACUCCAGCACAGACUGCUGAAGUGCAGAUAGCAGAGUGGAGACGAGAAGCCGGCAACUGAUUUUGGAAGAAGUGGGGCGGGGGCCAUCCCGGGAAUGACCGGUUUGAUGAGCCAUGAUUCCCGUCACGGAAUUGCGCUAUUUUGCCGAUACCCAGCCGGCGUACCGUAUCCUGAAGCCCUGGUGGGACGUCUUUACGGACUACAUCUCCAUCGUGAUGCUAAUGAUCGCGGUAUUUGGUGGGACCCUCCAGGUCACCCAGGACAAAAUGAUUUGCUUGCCUUGCAAAUGGGUCACCAAAGACGCUUGCAACGAUUCUUCCCGCGAGUGGACGGCUGCAAACUUGGACUCCGGUUACUAUAAUGCUUCCCUGGGGACACCCCUGGACCCUGGGCCCACCGGGAUCAAGUACGAUCUCGACCGUCAUCAAUAUAACUACGUGGAUGCCGUGUGCUACGAAAACCGCCUUCACUGGUUUGCCAAAUAUUUCCCCUACCUCGUCCUGCUGCACACCCUGAUCUUCCUGGCUUGUAGCAACUUCUGGUUCAAGUUCCCCAGGACGAGCUCCAAGCUGGAGCACUUUGUCUCCAUCCUCUUGAAGUGCUUCGACUCUCCGUGGACCACACGGGCUCUGUCCGAGACGGUGGUGGAGGAGAGCGACCCUAAGCCGGCCUUCGGGAAGAUGAACGGCUCGAUGGAGAAGAAGUCUUCCAACAUCAGCGAAGACGUGGAAGCCACCGCCCCGAUGCUACAAAGGACCAAAUCCCGGAUUGAGCAAGGCAUCGUGGACCGCACGGAGAACGGCGUCCUGGACAAGAAGGAAGGGGAGCAAGCGAAAGCGCUCUUCGAGAAGGUCAAGAAGUUCCGGACCCACGUGGAAGAAGGAGACAUUGUCUACCGCCUCUACAUGAGGCAAACCAUCAUCAAGGUCAUCAAGUUCAUCCUCAUCAUUUGCUACACAGUCUACUACGUCAACAACAUCACCUUUGACAUUGAUUGCAAAGUGGACAUCGAGAGCCUGACCGGCUACCGCAUGUACCGCUGCGCUCACCCCCUGGCGACCCUCUUCAAGAUCUUGGCGUCCUUCUACAUCAGCCUGGUGGUCCUCUACGGCUUGAUCUGCAUGUACACCCUUUGGUGGAUGCUGCGGAGGUCCCUCAAGAAGUACUCCUUCGAGUCCAUCCGAGAGGAGAGCAGCUACAGCGACAUUCCCGACGUCAAGAACGACUUCGCCUUCAUGCUCCACCUGAUCGACCAAUACGACCCUCUCUACUCCAAGCGUUUCGCCGUCUUCCUCUCGGAGGUGAGCGAAAACAAGCUCCGGCAGCUGAACCUCAACAACGAAUGGACGUUGGAGAAGCUGCGCCAAAGGAUCACCAAGAACUCCCAGGACAAGCUGGAGCUGCACCUGUUCAUGCUCAGUGGCAUUCCCGACACGGUCUUCGACCUCGUUGAGCUGGAGGUCUUGAAACUGGAGCUCAUUCCUGACGUCACCAUCCCGCCCAGCAUCGCCCAGCUCACCAGCCUCAAGGAACUCUGGCUGUACCACACGGCGGCCAAAAUCGAGGCCCCGGCUCUGGCCUUCCUGAGGGAGAACCUGAAAUCCUUACACAUCAAGUUCACGGACAUUAAGGAGAUCCCCUUGUGGAUUUACAGCCUGAAGACCCUGGAAGAGCUUCAUCUGACGGGGAACCUGAGUGCCGAGAAUAACCGCUACAUCGUGAUCGACGGCCUGCGGGAGCUGAAGAGGCUCAAAGUCCUGAGGCUGAAGAGCAACCUGACCAAGCUGCCCCAGGUGGUGACGGAUGUGGGCGUCCACCUGCAGAAGCUCUCCAUCAACAACGAAGGCACCAAGCUCAUGGUCCUCAACAGCCUGAAGAAGAUGGUCAACUUGACGGAGCUGGAGCUCAUCCGCUGCGACCUGGAGCGCAUCCCUCACUCCAUCUUCAGCCUCCACAACCUGCAGGAGAUCGACCUCAAGGACAACAACCUCAAGACCAUCGAGGAGAUCAUCAGCUUCCAGCACCUCCAUCGCCUCACCUGCCUUAAACUCUGGUACAACCAAAUUGCCUAUAUCCCCGUGCAGAUCGGCAACCUUACCAACCUGGAGCGCCUCUACCUGAACCGCAACAAGAUCGAGAAGGUGCCCACGCAGCUCUUCUUCUGCCGGAAACUUCGCUAUCUGGAUCUCAGCCACAACCUCUUGACUUGCAUACCGGCGGAAAUCGGGGCGCUGCAGAACCUGCAGAACCUGGCGGUGACGGCCAACAGGAUCGAGGGUCUCCCCGCCGAGCUGUUCCAGUGCCGGAAAAUACGGACUUUACACCUGGGCAACAACGUCCUGCAGUCGCUGCCGUCCCGGGUGGGCGAGCUGACCAACCUGUCUCAGAUCGAACUGCGGGGCAACCGCCUGGAGUGCCUGCCGGUGGAGCUGGGCGACUGCCCCUUGCUGAAGCGCAGCGGGCUGGUGGUGGAGGAAGACCUGUUCAACACGCUGCCCUUGGAGGUCAAGGAGAGGCUUUGGAGGGCCGACAAAGAGCAAGCUUGAACCGUUGCCGGACGAAGCAGAUUCCGCUGAGCCGGGGAGCUGCAGGCUCGCCCGUUUCCCCCGUCUCUGACCAAGGCGGGGGGGGGGGUUUCCAAGGGACCCUGGCCUCACACCCCCACCCGCUUCCCCUGGCCCCUGCUCUGGAGACCCCCACCCUGAGGGGCAUGGCUCCCUGACUGACAGCCCAGAAGGAUCAGGAGUGGCUGGGAAAACGAGACCGUUCCCUGCUUCAGGGAGGAGAGGAGAAGCAGAGCGCCGGGCAGGAAGUGGGAACUGGUCCCCCCUGCUAGAAAGGAGACUGCGGCUGGCAUGCCCGGAGGUAUCACCCACAGCUGUGUGUUGGGGCAGAGAGCCUGAUCCUGCUGCUGUUUCCUGUGAUCAGGACCCGUCCUUGAGUGCUGCACCCCAUCCAGAGGGGAGAAUGGCGUCCAGCCGUCCAGUUACGCGUUGCACCAAGUCCAAUCCCGACUCCCAGCAACGAUCCUCUCUCAAGGAACGGAUCGGAGAAGAUUCAGCCUUCUUUUUUUUUUUAAAAAAAAAAGUACUUUACUUUAGAAUCCUAUUUGCAAAAGUCUGACUUAACUCUCCCCCUUCGUCCUAGAGUUUCCCCCCAACCCCCAAAUUUGAUGGCUUUGGUUCCGACAAAAGAGUGUGAGAUCGAAGAAUUUCCACGUUGAAGGAUGCCAGCCUGUAUUUUUCCGUUAAAAAACAAAAACAAAACAACAGUCUUAGCAGUCGCAAAAACAUUGAACGGUGGGGUGGGCAAGGGAAGUUGUUAAUUUUUAAACUUGACACUUGACAUUCCUUUUAAGACUUAAAACAUGGCUACAGUGGAGAAAUGCCCAUCUGAGGGGGAACGGGUGGGGGGGUGUCAAAACACUAAACCAGAACCCUUAAUAUGCUUAACCUGCUACCAGCAUCUUUCCAGGAGAUUUAAGACUCCGUCAAUGUUCCUUCUUCCUUUUUAUUUUUUAAAUAACAGCUGGUCUGUUUUCGUUUUUUGAAGCCUCGGUUGUCCAAAGAGACAGGUAUUUUGCCUCCGUGAUCUGGCUCGACGCAGCACCAAGUCUUAAAAAGGCGUGGCCGAAAAUUCAGGGCAGGGGUUGGGUUGUUUUUUUUUUUUGCAAGGUUGGGGGAGGGGGUGAGGGACGUAUUUCUUUGCGAGGAAGCGAGAAAAGAGUCGAAUUUGCACUAUUGUCCAGCACGCCUGUCCUAGUGAAAAAUGGAUUAUUAUUUUUUUUAAUCCUCCCCACCCCCCACACACACACGUGGCCUAAACUUUCCAUCUCUGUUUGCAACUGGAAAAUUCCGCCUGCUGGGAGCAAGGAACUAAGUUCCCAAGGUUCUCGGCCAGGAGGGAGUCACAGGCUCACCCUAUCCAGAAGGACUGGGACUUACUGAACAUGAAGUUCCAAAAUAUAUAUAUACAUAUAUAUAUAUAUACCCCCAUAUAUACAUUAAUAUACCUUAAAACUAAAAUAUCGUAUCUGGAAGAGAGUUGCUCCAUUCCGUUGCAAAUGAAUUGGCACAGGCUGAGCUCUGUGAAGAAGGCUAGAGCAGCCAAGAUUGGAUGCCAACUCUUGGGGUACCUCUGCUGCUGGCAGGUCGGUCUUGGCCAAUCCCUGAGAAGUGGGGGACACCGUCCCGUCCCCGGUCUUUUUCUCCCUUCUCCCCCUUUUUCAGAAGCCAAUGGGACAGCGCCAUCUCGAGCUUCCUUGCUGCCUCCGUCCGCCGUAUUAGGAAGGAUUUCUGCAGGCUGGCAAUGCUACCAACGCCCCAAGCGAUGUUAUCCAGGUGCCGGCAUUGUUCGUGUUUGAAAUAAAGCUACUCUUGGAAAUCCUCACGAAA
Messenger RNA from Ahaetulla prasina, 4600 nucleotides. RefSeq names its product leucine rich repeat containing 8 VRAC subunit A (gene LRRC8A). Lineage: Eukaryota; Metazoa; Chordata; Lepidosauria; Squamata; Colubridae. The record is from RefSeq and is a predicted model, not a curated record. The coding region runs from base 320 to 2752 and encodes 810 amino acids. The transcript has 4 exons. Gene Ontology annotation, molecular function: protein binding.